Molecule: messenger RNA, 918 nt
Organism: Aspergillus vadensis CBS 113365
Lineage: Eukaryota; Fungi; Ascomycota; Eurotiomycetes; Eurotiales; Aspergillaceae
Product: histone acetyltransferase, variant
Exons: 2
Coding region: 1-918 (305 amino acids)
Biological process (GO): chromatin remodeling; positive regulation of transcription by RNA polymerase II
Cellular component (GO): histone acetyltransferase complex
Molecular function (GO): histone H3 acetyltransferase activity; protein binding
Source: RefSeq, a predicted model, not a curated record
AUGCCCAAAGACUACAUCACACGACUCGUCUUCGACCGCACCCACCUCUCCCUCGCCAUCAUCAAACAACAACAACCUCACCAUGAAGGGUCCCAAAACCCCGAAGUCCUCGGCGGCAUCACCUUCCGCGAAUUCCGCACACGUCAAUUCGCCGAAAUAGUCUUCUGCGCCGUAACCUCCCACCAACAAGUGAAAGGGUACGGCGCACACCUCAUGGCCCAUCUAAAAGACUAUGUGCGUGCCACAGGCCCAGUCAUGCAUUUCCUCACGUACGCAGACAACUACGCGACAGGAUACUUCCAAAAACAGGGAUUCACGAAGCAAAUCACCCUGCCGAAGGCAACCUGGAUGGGAUAUAUCAAGGACUACGAAGGCGGGGACACUAAUGCAGUAAUGCUACUGAAGCAAAAGGAAACAGUACUAGCGAAGAUGCGCGCACUAAGCAGGAACCAUAUCGUACAUGCACCGCCUACACAAUGGAAAAUGAAAAUCACACCCAUAAACAACCCCCUCUCUAUCCCUGCCAUCCUCGCAACAGGCUGGUCGCCAAGUAUGGACGAUUUCUCGCGCGAACACCGUCGUCACGGACCCCAGUUUAAUGAGAUGCGACGGUUCCUUAACGAGAUCAGGAAUCAUAAGCAGGCGUGGCCGUUUCUGAGUCCCGUGAGUAGGGAUGAAGUGCCGGAGUAUUAUGAGGUGAUUGAGCAGCCGAUGGAUUUGGGGACUAUGGAGGAGAAGUUGGCGAGGGAUGAGUAUGAGGGUCCGGAGCAGUUGAUGGGGGAUUUUAAGUUGGUGUUGGGGAAUUGUAGGUUGUUUAAUGAGCAGGGCACCGUGUAUGUUAAGUGUGCGGGGGGGUUGGAGAGGUUUGUGAGGAGGGUGUUGGGGGAGAUGAGUGGGUGGGAGGGGUUGCUUGAUUGA